Neolamprologus brichardi is the source of this 1517-nucleotide messenger RNA. RefSeq names its product CTD nuclear envelope phosphatase 1a (gene ctdnep1a). NCBI's taxonomy places the organism in Eukaryota, Metazoa, Chordata, Actinopteri, Cichliformes, Cichlidae. Gene Ontology annotation, molecular function: phosphatase activity. The record is from RefSeq and is a predicted model, not a curated record.
GCAAGGCGGCGAUGGCGGCUCGCAGUUUCAUUCCGGAUUUCCACUGGACUACAAACUGAUUUUAACCGGCCCGGUUAGACUUUGGGGAACUUUUGCAACACUGUCUCCAUUCGGAAGCCGCACAGACUCAAGUCGCGUUGAAGUGGUGCCUGUCAAGGAAGGACCCCACAGCUUUUUUGUGGUCUAUUUUUCUCCAAGGUUCAAGGUGGUCACCCUGUCGAGCUAGCGGUAGCUCGGUGGCUACGAGCUAACGGUAGUUGGUAUACAUACGGCUAGCUCCUGAGCUAGCUUGUCAACGAGCUGCGUGCUAAGGUCCACACAGCAGCAGUCGUCGUUCUCCGGCUUUUUCUUCGACCACCUCAUCGUUUGCUUGUCACCGUUACAAUGAGAAGUUACCCUGUUUGAUGCUAAUUGUGCCGCAAUUGUGCAGAGCGAGGUACUCACACGUUUGCUUGGCCUCUCCAAUAAUUAAGAGUUGCUAGUUUGGCGGCUGUGGCUAAACACCAGAAUUUUGACUCUGUGGUAAGCAAGUCCUUUCAGUAAUUACCCCUUCCCAGCAACUUGGGUGAAAACCGCGUUGCCUAGUUAUUAACAUGCUGAAGACCCGGCAGUGUUUACUUGGCAUCCGCACUUUUCUCGGCGUUACGUCCAGAAUAUGGGGCUUCAUCAUGUACAUCCUCAGGAAGCACCUACGAACGAUAAUCCAGUAUCAGACGGUGCGAUACGACACUUUGCCCCUGUCCCCCAUCUCCAGAAACAGGCUCAAUGCAGUAAAGAGGAAGAUUCUGGUUCUGGACCUAGAUGAGACCCUGAUCCACUCUCAUCAUGACGGCGUCCUGAGGCCCACAGUGAGACCUGGCACACCGCCGGACUUCAUCCUCAAAGUCGUCAUUGAUAAGCACCCAGUCAGGUUCUUCGUACAUAAAAGGCCACAUGUUGACUUCUUUUUAGAAGUGGUGAGCCAGUGGUAUGAGCUAGUGGUUUUCACAGCCAGUAUGGAGAUCUACGGCUCGGCAGUGGCAGACAAACUGGAUAACAACAGGAACAUUCUGAAACGAAGAUACUACAGACAGCACUGUACAUUGGAUCUAGGUAGUUAUAUUAAAGACUUGUCUGUAGUACACGAUGACCUUUCUAGUAUUGUUAUCCUGGACAACUCGCCUGGUGCUUAUCGAAGCCAUCCAGACAAUGCAAUACCCAUCAAGUCCUGGUUCAGCGACCCUAGUGACACAGCACUUCUUAACUUGCUGCCUAUGCUGGAUGCACUAAGGUUCACUGCUGAUGUCCGCUCCGUCCUCAGUCGAAACCUCCACCAGCACCGGCUCUGGUGAUUGGCUGAAUUGAGAGGGAUCGGGCUUGUUGACCAGCCUCUUCUCUCUGCUGGCUUCCACCCUGCCCUCCAUUCCCACGUAGACGACCCACCAGCCCUCUCCGAGCCCCUCCUGAGGUGACCGCCUCACACAGGAUGAACAGUAUGGGAUCAACAGAACCCACGAACUACUGGGGAGGGAGGGGGA